This is a messenger RNA of Etheostoma cragini (Arkansas darter), 1013 nucleotides long. RefSeq names its product high choriolytic enzyme 1-like. Gene Ontology annotation, biological process: proteolysis. The record is from RefSeq and is a predicted model, not a curated record. Gene Ontology annotation, molecular function: zinc ion binding; metalloendopeptidase activity. Bases 85 to 870 code for a protein of 261 amino acids. The transcript has a single exon. Lineage: Eukaryota; Metazoa; Chordata; Actinopteri; Perciformes; Percidae.
AACUGAGUCAAACAUCAAGCUUCAAGGAGUCUCUCCACAGCAGCUCUCCAGUGAAGCUCCACAUCCUCCAGACCGACCCUGAAGAUGAGUCCCUCUACGAGCCUGCUGCUACUGCUCCUGCUCGGCCUCUCUCAGGCACUUCCUCUCCAGGAGGAAGGAGACAAUGAAGAAAAAGACCCAGACACCAUCGACAUGACCACGAGGAUUCUGACUGCCAACAACGGCAGCAAUGAGAUCCUGCUGGAAGGAGACCUGCUGGCUCCCAGAACCAGAAACGCCAUCAAGUGCUAUACCCAGAACUGCUUCUGGAAGAAAAACUCCAGCGGCAAGGUGAUGGUCCCCUACGUCGUGAGCAGUGAGUACACCAGCUCAGAGAAGCAGCUGAUCAGCAACGCCUUGGAGGGCUUCCACGGCAAAACCUGUAUCCGCUUCGUCCCCCGUACCAACGAGUACGACUACAUCACCGUGCAGAACCAAGGAGGAUGUUUCUCCUCACUGGGCAGAGUGGGGGGCGUUCAGGUGCUCUCUCUCAGCAGGCCGGGCUGCCUCUACUACGGCAUCGUCCAGCACGAGUUCAGCCACGCUCUGGGCUUCCAGCACGAACAGUGCAGAAGCGACCGUGACAGCUACAUCAGGAUCGUGUGGGAAAACAUCAACCCUUCUCAGGCCUACAACUUCAACAAGCAGGACACCAACAACCUGAACACUCCCUAUGACUACGGCUCCAUCAUGCACUAUGACAAAACCGCCUUCUCCAUCAACGGAAGAGCCACGAUGGUCCCCGUCCCCAACGCUAACGUCCAGAUCGGCCAGAGGCAGGGCUUGUCCUCCUGGGACAUCACAAGGAUCAAUAAGCUCUAUGGCUGCUAGAAACAACACAUCUCAUCUGAAGUUAGCAGUUAUGAAAACAAGUUUCUGUUCAAAUAUUCUUUAAGCACACAGCAGAAUGUAAGACUACAAAUCUGUAAAUUCUCUGGUACUGUACACUUUCAAAUUAAAGCAUGCAUUCAAUA